This is a messenger RNA of Solanum lycopersicum (tomato), 845 nucleotides long. Its product is annotated as monothiol glutaredoxin-S1. The record is from RefSeq and is a predicted model, not a curated record. Lineage: Eukaryota; Viridiplantae; Streptophyta; Magnoliopsida; Solanales; Solanaceae.
AACAAUCUAGAUAUAUCACAUCAUCAACUUGUACCAAUUUUCACCUUCUUUUUUUCUUCUCUUUUAGUUAGCAUAAUGUCUCUAUAUAUAGCUUCAUGUUAGGUUCAAUUUUCUCAACAACAAAUCAACCCUCAAAUUCACUUCACAACUUCUUUCCUCUUUAGUCUUUACUAAAAGCUAUAUACAUAUAUAUCUUGACAUUUGAGCCAAACUACUAAUUAAUUAUUUCUUGAAGUUGUUUAAAUAUGGAUAUGGUGAUGAAGUUGGGAGCAACAAGUGGGGUGGUGAUUUUCACCAAGAGUAGUUGUUGCAUUUCUCACAGCAUUGAAACCCUAAUUCGUAGUUUUGGAGCAAACCCUAUAAUUUAUGAGCUCGAUACACAUCCAAAUGGGAAGCAAAUGGAAAAGGCAUUGAUGGAGCUAGGGUGUCAACCAAGUGUGCCAGCAAUAUUUAUAGGGAAAGAGUUGGUUGGUGGUGCAAAUGAGAUAAUGAGCCUUAAUGUGAGGGGCAAGCUUAAACAAUUGCUCAUUAGGGCUAAUGCCAUUUGGAUAUAAUGAAAUUAAUUAAUUAAUAAAUUGACUAGCUAUGUAUAUAGCAAUUAGUCUAAAUGUUUUGAUGGUAAAUUUACCAAGUAAUACAGAUACUCUUUUUGUUUUCUCUCACAAUUUGCUUCUUCAUGUAUAAAUAAAAACUACUAAUACUUUGGUCAUAGCAAGUCUUUUCUUUUUGCAAUCUAGUGAUGAUAUGGGUCAAGUUGAAACCUCCACAGGAACCUUCAUGGGUGACAACUUAUGUUAUUCUCAUUUGAGGAAAAUGAUAAAAAUCUCACCUUUUAAGUUCUCUUA